Messenger RNA from Polypterus senegalus (gray bichir), 1572 nucleotides. RefSeq names its product exosome component 9 (gene exosc9). The coding region runs from base 70 to 1359 and encodes 429 amino acids. Lineage: Eukaryota; Metazoa; Chordata; Cladistia; Polypteriformes; Polypteridae. The record is from RefSeq and is a predicted model, not a curated record. Gene Ontology annotation, biological process: U4 snRNA 3'-end processing; exonucleolytic trimming to generate mature 3'-end of 5.8S rRNA from tricistronic rRNA transcript (SSU-rRNA, 5.8S rRNA, LSU-rRNA); TRAMP-dependent tRNA surveillance pathway. Gene Ontology annotation, cellular component: nuclear exosome (RNase complex); cytoplasmic exosome (RNase complex). The transcript is spliced from 12 exons.
UUAUUACGUCAUAACACCGUGUUUCUCCAUGUGUUUUCGCAAUAGAAUAGAAAGUCAUAAAGAACAGUAAUGAAAGAGACACCGCUAUCAAACUGUGAGAGGCUUUUUCUGCUACAAGCUAUCACAGAGAAAAAGCGCGUCGAUGGAAGGCAAACAUUUGAUUACAGAAACAUUAAGAUAACAUUUGGUACUGACUAUGGCUGCUGUAUUGUUGAGCUUGGGAAAACUAAAGUUUUGGCACAGGUGUCAUGUGAACUUGUUGCUCCAAAGAGUAAUCGUCCAACAGAGGGAGUUUUGUUCUUUAACUUAGAACUUUCACCAAUGGCAUCACCAUCAUUUGAACCUGGCAGACAUUCUGAGCUGCUUGUGAAGUUAAAUCGACUACUGGAGCGAUGUUUCCGAAAUUCUAAGUGUAUUGACACAGAAUCUUUAUGUGUUGUAUCUGGAGAAAAGGUGUGGCAGAUCCGGGUAGACUUGCAUUUGCUAAAUCACGAUGGUAACAUUAUGGAUACAGCAAGCAUUGCAGCUAUAACCGCACUGUGCCAUUUCAGAAGGCCAGAUGUGUCUGUCAUAGGGGAAGAGGUCACUGUGUACAGCUUGGAUGAACGUGACCCAGUUCCAUUAUGCAUUCAUCAUAUGCCUAUCUGUGUUAGUUUUUCCUUCUUCCAGCAAGGGACCUUCUUAUUGGUGGACCCAAAUGAACGUGAGGAGAGGGUAAUGGAUGGAUUAUUAGUCAUUGCCAUGAACAAGCACCGUGAGAUAUGUACAAUUCAGUCAAGUGGAGGAAUCAUGCUCUUAAAAGAACAGGUUCUAAGGUGUAGCCAGAUUGCCGGUGUGAAAGUCAUGGAAAUUACAGAACUUAUUCAGAAAGCCCUGGAAAAUGAUAAAAAAAUAAGGAAAGAAGGUGGAAAAUUUGGCUUUGCAGAAUCCUUACCUAACCAGAGAAUAACGGCAUUUAAAAUCGAGGGAGCACCAGUUAAUACAUCAGAGGUCGAAGAGACAGUUGAAGAGAUUAUCCAUAAUACAGUAUCACCAACUGAAGUUGUACCAUCACCCAUAUUGUGGGCUUCUGGAACAGCUCAGAUCGGAGAAGGGGUGCUGAAUACUUGGGAAGUUGAGGAGCCAUGUGAAAGUGAAGAAGCAGAUGACAAAUCAAUGGAAGAAGAAGUCGCAACAACACCAAGACAUGAAAGGAAAGAGACAGUCAUCCUUUCUGAUAGUGAAGAGGAAGAAGUCAUCAUAUUAAAUACAGACAAAACGGAGAAAAAAGUCCAAAAACAAGCUUCCAAUCUCCCUGAAGAAACUGCAUCAGGAUCAAGAAAAAAGAAAAAAAAGAAACAGAGUCAAUUAGUCAAAUGAAUGUGAAAUAUGACAUUACCUACCACUGAAAUAAUUUUGUUUCUAUUUUUUGAUACAAGAAAUAAUAGCUUUGUAACAAAUUAAUUGAAUUAAGCUAUAUUGUAAAGGCAGAUUCUGGCUGCAUUAGUAAUGACUAAGCAUACCAUUUUUGAGAAGCUUUUGUAAAUUUGUCUAUCUGCUCUCUGCUACACAUUAAAUUUUAAAUCUAAAAUA